Lytechinus variegatus (green sea urchin) is the source of this 1762-nucleotide messenger RNA. RefSeq lists its product as uncharacterized. The transcript has 2 exons. Lineage: Eukaryota; Metazoa; Echinodermata; Echinoidea; Temnopleuroida; Toxopneustidae. Bases 1242 to 1652 code for a protein of 136 amino acids. The record is from RefSeq and is a predicted model, not a curated record.
UGCAAACAGUGAUAUAACUGAAUACGUCAAAAGAGGUAAGAGCAAUAUUCCAGAUUUGAUAGAGCAGAUAAAGAGUGAUAGAGCAGAUAAGGAGAAAGUAACAUUGUGAUAAAGAGGUAUCUGAAAAAUCAAGUGAACUGGAUUGAGUGAAAAUUGGUCUUUGUAAAUUUGACUUGGAAUAUAAAGUGUAAAAAAGGAAAAAGCUUGAUUGAAGUCGAGGUUACAGAUAAAAUUUUAUAGUGUUUGAAACGGGCAAUUGAUUUUCAUUACAAAGAAUAAAACAACUUUUUAAAUACAAAGGACUAAGUGAUUUGGGCUGAGCUUUAUAGAAUUUUGCAAAUACAAAUUUAAUUUAUUGACAAAAAUACAGAUAAAAGAUACAAAAAGGCACUAAAAUUUUAAAAGGGGUAAGACUAAUGCAUAACUGCAACUAGGGAUAAACUUGAGUAAAGUGAAAGAGUUAAAAUACAGAAUAAAGGCUAGAAGCGUUAUUGCAGAAUUUGAUUUAGAAAAUAGUGAUAUUUUUUCUCAAAGGGUAAAAUAGUGACCUUGUUGAUAAAAAGAGAAAUUUGAGUGAACCUGACUGAGCAAAUUAAUAGUCAUUCAUAAAUUUGACUAGGGAUAUAAAGUUUGAUAGAGGAAAAAAAUAUCUUGCUUGAAUAUAGUUUAGUUAUAUAUGAAAAUAUAAAGAGUUCCUUACAGAUAAGAUACUGAAAGGUACUAAAAUUUUUGAGAGGUUUAAAGUGGAGAGAGUGAUAUUGCACAAGUGCAACCAGUCAUAAACCUGAGUAGGUUGAAAGAGAUAAAAUAAAACAGUAUCUUGGAUUUGAUUUAGAAAAGAGUGAUACAUUUGAAAGUAAAGUUAGAAAGAGUGUUAUUGAGAUAAAAAGAGAGAAAUUUGAGUGAAGCAAUUAGCAUUUAUAAAUUUGACUUGGGAUAUAAAUCUGAUCAAGGGAAAAACCUUGCUUGAUUACAAUUUGAAUUGUAUACGCAAAUAUAAAGAGUAGCUGAUAGGCAGUGAUUACUUUUACCCUCCCCCCAAAGAAAAACUUCAAUUGCAAAGAAGCAAAUAUAAAUUUGGUCCAAAUUUUGCAAAUACAAGUGAGCUUUAUUGACAUAAUACAUUUAAAGGUACUUUUGUGUGGGUAGUGAAUUUUAAAGGAAACGUUAAGACCUUGAAAGACAAUUCAUUGUGUGCGUACUUCUCAAAUUUUUUAUCUGUUGGAAUAAAGAAAUUGAAAAUGGCUGCCACUCAAUUCGGCUCAAUUAUUCAUGAGAUUCUAAACAUGCUUUCCAGUUACACAUCAAUGAUCAAUUCAGAUAUUGGUAAAUGUUGUCAUUGCAUGAAUGACAUCAAUGAAAGUGACACUUACGUAACAUGUGAAUCUUGCAACAACCAUUUUCAUGUGACUUGUGAGGGAUACUUGAACAAUGACAAACUUGCUGACCAGAAAUUGGUUUGGAUUUGCCCAUGCUGUGGCCAUAGCAACAUUGGUAAUCGAAUAUUUGACAGAGUAUGUAUUCCAUCUCAUUAUAACAGAUAUGAGCCUCUCAUGUCGGCAGAUGUUGAUGAUGACAAUGACAAUGAGAACAUGGAAAUCUUCAAAGAGACAAGACGAAAAAGGAGAGCAAAGAAGAGCAGGUUUGACUAAGCACUUGAACCCGAAGACGUGUAUUGUUGUGGAAAAGAUGCAAGAUUUGAGACGAUACAGAGUUCAUGCAGGUGGUAGAAGAGGAAGAGGUCAAAGAAGGAACAUGAAAG